This is a messenger RNA of Symbiodinium sp. CCMP2592, 1098 nucleotides long. The record is from the annotation of a GenBank genome assembly. Lineage: Eukaryota; Dinophyceae; Suessiales; Symbiodiniaceae.
AUGAGUUUGCCAGCUCGGGCACCAUGGAUGGAAACGCAGCUUCCGGGGCAGAUGCAGCUCUGUCCUGCUGGUUUCCCUGCAGACAGAUCUUCACGCGAACGCGAGGAGAGUAUGUAUGGGGCGAGGCUGCCAAUGCCGAAGCUCAGCGAUGAGUCGUUGCAGGAAAGGCUGCGAAGCCUCGAGAUGGAGUGCCAGCAGCUGCGCGAAAGCAACUCCCGGUUGGAGCUGGAGAACUCCAAGCUGAAGCUGCAAGUGAGCUCUUCACAGGGAGGGCAACCCGGUUCGGAGCAACAGGGAUUGCCAAGCCUGCUGCAUGCAGGGACACAACGCCAAGUCCUGCGAAGCCGCAUGCGAGCGAUGCUGGAGGAGCAAAGGCGACUGGUGUAUGAACUCCAACUUGAGAUUGCGGAGGAGAUGAACCUUCAGACUCGUCCCACGGAGGCAGAACCCCGACAGCCGAUGCCGCUUGCACCGACAGCUCUGACCGGGUCAUCCAGAAGCGGCCUCGGCGAGUGGCCCUCCGCGCCGCGAGACCUCAACGAACCCCGAGAAGCUGCAGCACCCCCAGAGGAGGACCCGCGUGGGUCUUGGCCCACGGUAUCCCAGCCUUGGCCGUCGAGAGUGCCGGAAAGUGCAUUGUCGACGAGAACCAGCGGCAACUACGCGCAGUCUGUACCAGACGAACUCAGUGCGCCAUCUGAAGCGGCAGCACCACCCGAGGAUGAGGACCCGCCAGCGCCAGCCGUGACAAUGCCAACGAGCAGAAUAAACGGCAGAAGCAGCAACAGACCUCUCACUGCAUCAGCUCGCACGGCUCCGGUGAAACUGCCUUCGCGCUAUAUGCUCUCUGCACCAGACGAGUUGCACACGCCCUGGGAAGCGGCAGCACCGCCUGAGGAGGAGCCGCCCGCGGUUCCGCCAAUUUACGGGCGCGAAGGGUCAGCUCGUCAAUCUCGGCUGACUCGGGGCAGCGCAGCUGGCUCCGACGUUGCCCCGGUCCAAGCGCCGUCGGAAGACGAGGAUCCACCUAUGUUGCUUGGCCAGAACCAGCGCGUUGUUGCAUUCAUGUGCAGGUUCAUUGCGCAGAUGCAUUUCUAG